GACACCGUUUGAUGAUUACGAAUCGUUACCACAGAACCCAAUCUCACAAUACUCUAAAGGACAAAGGCACUACGGAACUUUCCCAGAAGUCGCCUCAGUCUGUCUCGGAAAUACAGAGCACGCGCCGUGCAUAACUACCCCCAGCGACCAGUCUCACAUCAUAGACAGACUGUUACACCAUGGCGAAAAGAAAAAAUCGUCACGAGAGGGAAAGGCUCAAACGCCGUCGCGAGCUUAGCCGAAAUGGGUACAACAUCGCCAGCACACUCGAAUAUCGGACUCUUCGGCAGGGCGCAAGAAAGCAGAUCGCCUGCGAGCGCGCAGUAAGACUAUGGAUAUAUCCGUGGAUCAUGGCUCCGACUGGCCGAUUCCGACAUUCGUACCCCAAAGCCAGCCUUCUUGGCCUACCUUCCGAGAUUCGCCAACAGAUCAUUUACGAAGCAUUCGGUAUGACUGAGCUGAGACGCAUGGUUGAGUACACAGAGAACAAAGGAGCUCUGGCGGCAGCUCGGACCAAAGAGAAGGCACAAAAGCUGAAACAACGACGAGAGACAGCACUGGGUAUACCUAUGUCGCAGUUCGAAAGCGACUGCAUCACGAUGCUACAUCGACGUGUUACUGACUUCUGCUGUGUGUCGCAUUUCCUACAUGCCGAUCUGGAGUACGUGAGGAAGCUAUGGAAGAAAGAUCCGGAGAAGUCGCUCAAGUGGCAGUUGUCAGCGCCGCUGAAACUGCACAAAGCUCCCACCCUGAAUACGGCUCACAUCCCGAAACGAAUAAAGGGAAAAGUGGUCAAAGUGAAGGGACCGGGCAAGCAUGCUAGACGACCCCCAAAGUGUUGGAAGUGUGAGGAAAGACAUUUUGAUAGAGAUCCUGUCUGUCCGAUGGCUAGAUGUGAUCUUGAGAAAUGGCGGCGACUGACGAAGAGGAAGAGGGAAGACUGGACGGAUAGAACACAACCAUGCUCGCUAUUCAAGGGGACGAAAAAAGUGUUUGCCGACGACCAGGAGCUUGAGGUAGGUAGAAUGAAAUUUGAAAUACAAGCCGGGAGACUACCUUGUCGCUGAGGUGUUUGGAAUCAAACUUGAAGUACAAGCCGGGAGGCGACAUGUCGCUACCAUCCUUCAAAUAGUAACUGUGUUACUCAAUGUAGUCCACACUCAGAUGUUGGACUAUCACGUACAGCAGGUGAACGCAAGUCGUCUUCACCUUCUCUAGACUGGAGCUGCUCUUUUCAAGG
Molecule: messenger RNA, 1240 nt
Organism: Alternaria rosae
Lineage: Eukaryota; Fungi; Ascomycota; Dothideomycetes; Pleosporales; Pleosporaceae
Exons: 1
Coding region: 180-1067 (295 amino acids)
Source: RefSeq, a predicted model, not a curated record